AUGGUUGGUGCUACAUAUUACUGUGGACAAACGGUUACUGAGGUUAGUUUUUUGUGGUGUGGGGGUAUGGAGAUCGUGUUAGUUGGUACUGCUGAUGAUCUUUAUCCCUCAGAUCAAAAUAGAGUUCUGAGAGGUAGCAAUGUUACCGGCAAUGGAAAAUCUUCUGUAGGUUCUGUUACACACUCUAAAUUGCAUUGUGACAUGGAGGCUCAAAUUCAUCAACUUGAACAGGAAGCUUACUCUGCUGUCUUGCGUGCUUUCAAAGCUCAGUCUGAUGCUCUUACAUGGGAGAAGGAAGGUUUGAUAACUGAGCUUAGAAAAGAGUUGAGGGUUUCAGAUGAUGAACACAGAGAGCUUCUUACCAGGGUUAACUCUGAUGAAAUAAUUCACCGCAUAAGGGAGUGGAGACAAACUGGCUGUUACCAACCUGCAAGGCGCAGCACUUCUCAGCCUGUUCAUGAUGUUUUACCUAGUCCAACUGUUUCAGCUUCCCGAAAAAAGCAGAAGACAUCCCAUUCGGGUCAGUCCUUGCCUGCUUUAUCUUCGGUCAAGUCUGUACAGUAUACUUCUGCUGGACCUACUGGAGGUAGGCAUUUUGCAAAUCGCAAUGCUAGUGCUCUUGCAUCCAAUGCACCUGCCGAAGCAGCAGCCUUUGAUCCAUUGAUUGGGAAGAAAGUUUGGACUAGAUGGCCUGAAGAUAACCACUUUUAUGAGGCUGUUGUAACUGAUUACAACCCUGCUGAUGGUCGGCAUGCUUUGGUUUAUGAUAUUAAUAAAGUACAUGAGACUUGGGAAUGGGUUGAUCUCAAAGAGAUCUCACCUGAGGAUAUAAGAUGGGAAGGUGAAGAACCAGGCAUAAUCCAUAGAGGUGGACAUAGCGGGCACGGUCGUGGAGUUAAGAGAUUUUUUGGCCAUGGUGGUGAUACUUUAGGCGCUGGAAGAGGGAGAGGUCAUCCCAGGCUUCAUACCAGACAAGAAUUUCACCCACCACAAAAUGGCAUUGGGAAGAGAGUUUUGGAUGACAUCGAGUUGCUGAACACGGAUUCUCUAGUUAAGGAGGUGGAAAGGAUUUUUGCUACAAGUGCUCCAGAUUCAAUGGAACUUGAGAAGGCAAAGCAAAUGCUGAAAGAGCAUGAGCAAGCACUUGUUGACGCCAUUGCAAGGAUUGCAGAUGCAUCUGAUGGUGAAAGUGAUGAAGAACAGCCGUUCUUGCAGCAUGGACAGUUAAUAGAAAGGGGAUAA
This is a messenger RNA of Sphenostylis stenocarpa, 1242 nucleotides long. NCBI's taxonomy places the organism in Eukaryota, Viridiplantae, Streptophyta, Magnoliopsida, Fabales, Fabaceae. The record is from the annotation of a GenBank genome assembly.